AUGCCCCCAAAGAAAGGUGCCGUCGAGGAGCUGCCUCCACUUCUCGGAAGGCUUGGCACUAAUCUUAAGGUUGGAAUUUUGGGUCUUCCAAAUGUGGGCAAGUCUACUUUCUUCAACGUGUUGACCAAGAGCGAAGCGCAAGCCGAGAAUUUCCCAUUCUGCACGAUUGAUCCUAAUGAAAGCCGAGUUCCUGUUAGCGAUCCGCGCUUCGAUUGGCUGUGCGACCAUUUUAAGCCAGCUAGCAAAGUUCCCGCUUUUCUCAAUGUAGUCGAUAUCGCUGGUCUGGUGAAAGGAGCCUCGGAAGGGCAAGGGCUCGGAAACGCGUUUCUAUCACACGUCUCUGCAUGCGACGCGCUUUUCCAUUUGUGUCGGUCAUUCGAAGAUGACGAUAUCACUCAUGUUGAAGGUGAAGUGAAUCCCGUGCGAGAUUUGGACAUUAUAUCGGACGAGUUACGACUCAAAGAUCUGCAGUACCUUGAUGCUCAAGUCUCAAAGCUCGAAAAACUUGUUGUUCGGGCUAAUGACAAAACCAAGAAGAUUGAAUAUGAAACUCUACUCAGAGUCCAAAAAAUGCUUACCGAAGAAAAGAAACCGGUGCGAAAAGAGAUCUGGAACGAGAAAGAAAUCGAGGUCUUGAACACUCAUCUUCUCCUUACUGCUAAGCCGCUGGUUUAUCUUGUCAACCUUAGCGAGACUGACUACAUCCGAAAAAAAAACAAAUGGCUUCCCAAAAUCAAGGCUUGGAUCGAUGAAAAUGACCCUGGAGCCAAACUGAUUCCAUUUUCAGGAGCAUUUGAGCUGAAAAUUAUUGAAAUGCCUGGGGAUGAGCGCGAAAAGUUCUACAAAGAAGUCAGUGCUACUUCGAACUUGGACAAAAUCGUCCACACUGGUUAUGAGGCACUUCAACUGCAAUACUUCUUUACUGCCGGCGAGGAUGAGGUCAAAUGCUGGACCAUCCAGAAAAACACCAAAGCUCCUCAAGCUGCUGGUCGCAUUCACACGGAUUUUGAAAAGGGUUUCAUCAUGGCUGAGGUGAUGAAGGUUGCCGAUUUAAUGGAAGAGGGAUCCGAAACAAAGGUAAAAGCUGCUGGGAAAUAUCGUCAACAGGGUCGAAACUACGUGUGCGAAGAUGGAGACAUCAUUUUCUUCAAGUUUAACGCUGGAGCUGGACUGACGACCAAAAAGAAG
This is a messenger RNA of Mesorhabditis belari, 1188 nucleotides long. The record is from the annotation of a GenBank genome assembly. Lineage: Eukaryota; Metazoa; Nematoda; Chromadorea; Rhabditida; Rhabditidae.